This is a messenger RNA of Zingiber officinale, 1719 nucleotides long. Its product is annotated as probable serine/threonine-protein kinase PBL3. The coding region runs from base 236 to 1510 and encodes 424 amino acids. The transcript has 6 exons. Gene Ontology annotation, biological process: protein phosphorylation. Lineage: Eukaryota; Viridiplantae; Streptophyta; Magnoliopsida; Zingiberales; Zingiberaceae. Gene Ontology annotation, molecular function: ATP binding; protein kinase activity. The record is from RefSeq and is a predicted model, not a curated record.
CUCCCCUCUCGUCGAAUGUCCCUCGGGGCCUUCCCCGCCUAUCGCAGAAGCUUCCCCUGUUUCCACUGUUUUCUUUACGUUGACUAGAGUGGAGAGGCAACAUCGAGGCGAAAGUUCGAAUCUUUCCACCCCAAACUCCUCAUCCGUCUUCGCCCCUCACAGUCUCGCCCUCUCGCCCAGCUGCAUCUUUCUUUAGCGAGGGUUCGUGAUUUGUUCCUUCAUAGUUUUGGCGGAGAUGGGCAAUUGCUUGAACUCCACCUCGCGGGCCGUAAACUCCCAAACGGCGCAGCACUCUUCCAAUCGUUCAACUAUUGCCGCCAGUGAAGCAAGUUUCUCCUCUGUACCUUCCACUCUGACAUGUUCUACAUCGUCAACUCUUCCUGUUCCUUAUAGUGAAAAAACUAGUGCAGUUCUUCCUAGUCCAAGAACUGAAAUGGAAAUCUUGUCUUCAUCAAAUUUGAAUGUCUUUACAUUUAAUGAUUUAAGAAAUGCUACCAGAAAUUUCCGUCCCGACAGCCUUAUUGGCGAAGGUGGGUUUGGUUUAGUAUACAAAGGUUGGAUCGAUGAACAAAGUUUUGCACCUACAAAGCCAGGAUCAGGAAUGAUGGUUGCAGUCAAGAAACUUAAACCUGAGGGAUUCCAAGGCCACAAGGAGUGGCUGGCUGAGGUUAACUAUCUCGGUCAACUUCACCAUCCAAAUAUAGUAAGGUUGAUUGGCUACUGUUCUGAGCAGGAUAAUCGACUUCUCGUCUAUGAGUUCAUGCCAAAAGGCAGUCUAGAAAAUCACCUUUUCAGAAGAGGUCCUGAGCAGCUACCUUGGACAACUAGGAUCAAAGUCGCAAUUGGAGCUGCCAAGGGACUUUCAUUUUUGAACGAUGAGUCCCAAAUUAUAUACCGAGAUGUUAAAACUUCUAACAUUCUUCUUGACUUGGAUUUUAACGCAAAGCUCUCAGACUUUGGCUUGGCAAAGGAUGGUCCAAGAGGAGAUAGAACUCAUGUCACAACACAAAUCAUGGGAACUCAUGGAUAUGCAGCUCCAGAAUACAUUGCAACAGGGAGGCUCACUGCAAAAGCUGAUGUUUACAGCUUCGGUGUUGUACUGUUGGAGCUACUGACUGGACGUAGAGUUAUCGAAAAAACACGGAAUGGGUCAGAGCAUAAUCUCGUAGAAUGGGCAAAGCCUUGUUUGGGUGACAAGCGAAAAUUAUAUAGAAUCAUAGACUCCAAAUUGGAGGGUAAGUAUUCAAAGAAAGGAGCCCAUGAACUUUGUGUCCUUGUGCUGCAAUGCAUUGGCAAUGAAGCUAAACUUCGGCCUCAUAUGUUUGAGGUCUUGGCUUCUCUAGAGAAACUUCAAGAUACAAAAGUGUGUGCCUUUUCUACCAAAGAUGUUCAGCCAAAUCUUCCGAACGGCAUCACAAUGUCACCUAUGAGAAAUAGAUGUUCACCGCUACACCCUGCAUCUCCUCGUCGGUCUCCCCUUCCAUCCCUCCAGCAGUCAUCACCGCGCUAAGUAGAGGAUCAUUUGAAUUUGUAGCAAGUAUGCAUAGUGAUGAGGUUAAUAGAGAGUUAGAAAUAGAAGCGGUUCACCUCUAAACUUUUAUACUAAGCAUCAACGAAGUUUCUUGCUUUGUUGGCAUGCAAAGAUUGACUGAUAGACGAUUUACUUGUAAGAUACUAUUCCGGAACAUUUAGUUGCAGGUCCAUUUUCUUGGCUUUUUA